Messenger RNA from Clunio marinus, 219 nucleotides. The record is from the annotation of a GenBank genome assembly. NCBI's taxonomy places the organism in Eukaryota, Metazoa, Arthropoda, Insecta, Diptera, Chironomidae.
AUGAAGGUUACUGACAGAUGCUUUGUUAGUGCCAUGAAUCUGUCUCAAAAACGUGUUGAGAUGUUCUCGCUUUUGACAUUAAAUUUCCAUGCAAGACUCAAAAAUAAAUCUUUUAAAAUAGGCAACAGACAAACAAACACCAGCAAACCUGUGGACCAGUCAUUUAGAAUUAUGCAAAUCAAAACCACUCAUCAUCUUCCGAAACCAGUGUUUGAUUAA